Penicillium alfredii is the source of this 1107-nucleotide messenger RNA. RefSeq names its product zinc-binding alcohol dehydrogenase family protein. NCBI's taxonomy places the organism in Eukaryota, Fungi, Ascomycota, Eurotiomycetes, Eurotiales, Aspergillaceae. The record is from RefSeq and is a predicted model, not a curated record. The transcript has a single exon. The coding region runs from base 1 to 1107 and encodes 368 amino acids. Gene Ontology annotation, molecular function: oxidoreductase activity, acting on NAD(P)H.
AUGAAAGAGGCCUUUGUGGACAAGAAUAUCUCAGUGACUAUCCGAGACACCGAUAUUCCAGUACCUGAAGUUGGACAGGUCCUUAUUCGUGUGGUCAUCUCUGGCACCAACCCUAAGGACUGGAAGCUUCCUCUCGUGUGGCCAGCAGACAGGACCCCUACCAACCAAGGAGAUGAUAUUGCUGGAUACAUUGAGGCAGUGGGGGAGGGCGUGGUGGGCUUCCACAAGGGCGACAAGGUCGCUGCAUUCCAUCAAGUGAUGAAGCCCCACGGCAGCUACGCCGAAUAUGCAAUCGCGCCAGAGAACACGACCUUUCAUAUUCCUGCGAGAACUAGCUUUGAAGGUGAGCCAACUUACGGUUCAAAACAAAUGUUUUUCAUUAGGGCUAAUAUAGGCCCGCGGCUAGAGGCGGCCACUAUUCCGCUCGCUGCUAUGACAGCCGCCCUUGGUCUUUAUCAGCGCUUGAAGCUGCCUCUGCCUUGGAAUCCAGCUACUGAGCCUCUUCCUUUGAUUGUAUAUGGCGGCGCGACUGCAGUGGGAGCCUUUGCAAUUAAAUUAGCUCAGCUUUCUAACAUCCACCCGCUGAUCACGGUAGCCGGCAAAGGCAGCGCCUUCGUCGAAACUCUCAUCGAUCGCCACAAAGGCGACACGAUAAUCGACUAUCGUGAAGGUGACGAGGUCAUUCGGGCAAAGAUCAAGGAAGCAGCCGGUGGGCGAUCCAUCCACUAUGCCUAUGAUGCGGUGGGCGAACAUGGAAGUCAUCAGAACGUCGACGCGGUCAUGACCUCGCCGGGUGAGAUAACUACCAUGUUUCCUCAUAGCGGGGACUACCAGCCCCCCGAGGGAGUCAUCAUAGGCCAAACCAUAGCAGGAUCGGUCCACAUGCCUCCCACAGCAGGAAAGACCGUUGAGGAUAACGAGUUUGGCGCUGCUCUCUUCCAAUUUAUCGGUCGUGGCUUGGCGCAAGGCUGGUUCUCGGGACACCCGUACGAAGUACGCCCGGGUGGGUUGGCUGGACUUGAAGAGGCGUUGCAGGAUCUCAGAGCGGGCAAGGCUUCUGCUGUUAAGUACGUGGUGCGUAUCAAUGAGACAGAAGGAGUGGUGUAG